This is a messenger RNA of Raphanus sativus (radish), 1181 nucleotides long. Its product is annotated as probable adenylate kinase 6, chloroplastic. Lineage: Eukaryota; Viridiplantae; Streptophyta; Magnoliopsida; Brassicales; Brassicaceae. The record is from RefSeq and is a predicted model, not a curated record. Gene Ontology annotation, cellular component: cytoplasm; mitochondrion. Bases 97 to 1020 code for a protein of 307 amino acids. The transcript is spliced from 4 exons. Gene Ontology annotation, molecular function: AMP kinase activity; ATP binding. Gene Ontology annotation, biological process: nucleobase-containing compound metabolic process.
UGAAAACUUUACAUUUUUCUCCGAUCCUCAAAAGCCUCUCUCUGACCUUGGAAUGCACACAAACCAUCAAAUUCAUUCACCUUUGUUCUCCUCCUCAUGGCGGUUUCUCACCGUCUCUUCAGGCUGUUCUCGCCGUUGACGGCGGAAAAGAAUAAUCUUUCUUCUUUAUUGAUCAGGUCUCUGUCUUCUUCUUCUUCUUCUUCAUCGUCUUCUUCUUCGCAUGGGCCAUCGCUGGAUCCUGAGAUCGAUAUCAAGGAAGCUGCGGCGGAGCUGGAAAAGUCUUCCUCUCCCUCUCCGACUCCGUCCAAAGGUAGAAACUUUCACUGGGUGUUUCUUGGAUGUCCCGGUGUUGGUAAAGGCACCUACGCCUCUCGUCUCUCUACCCUCCUCGGCGUUCCUCAUAUCGCCACCGGUGAUCUCGUACGCGAAGAGCUUUCCUCCUCUGGUCUCCUCUCCUCUCAGCUAAAGGAGCUUGUUAACCAUGGCAAAUUGGUUCCUGAUGAAUUCAUUAUAAGCUUGUUAUCAAAGCGUCUCGAAGCUGGCAAGAAGAAGGGUGAAUCUGGUUACAUUCUUGAUGGUUUUCCAAGAACCGUGACACAAGCCGAAAUACUGGAGGGAGUAAUUAAUGUGGAUCUAGUGAUCAACCUGAAGCUAAAGGAAGAGGCACUAGUUGCGAAAUGUCUAGGGAGAAGGAUUUGCAGCGAGUGUGGUGCAAACUAUAACGUUGCAUGCAUUGAUAUCAAAGGUGGUGAUGAUGAUUCUGGUCCUAGAAUGUAUAUGCCUCCGCUUCUUCCUCCACCAAACUGUGAAUCUAAGCUUAUAACCCGAGCUGAUGACACUGAAGAAGUUGUCAAGGAAAGACUCAGGGUUUACCACAAAAUGACUCAACCAGUGGAGGAGUUCUACAGGAAGCGUGGGAAGCUGCUUGAGUUUGAAUUACCAGGUGGAAUCCCACAGUCAUGGCCGAAACUACUUAGGGCGUUACACCUUGAAGAUGAUAAACAGUCUGCAAUAGCCUAGUCUCUCUAUAUCUCCACAACCUUUUUCCUACAUUCUUUGCUCGAGCAAAUCCUCCUCGUGCAUAUGCUUAAAAUAGUUAAUAAAAGAGAUACAUGUCCCUAUUAUUUUUACAUCACAACUAAUGCAUACAUUAUAUAGUGAAGUUUCUUUUUUUGUUUGGA